UUUCAGAGAUGAGAGAUCGACAGCAAAGUUGUUUACGUCUGUGUAUAUACAUACGCGCAAGCUUUCAGAUUUGGCAACCACGAAUUAUAUGCACUUUGAGUUUUACAAACGUUUUUCAAUAAUUUUAUUUACAUAAAUGAAAUUGUGAUAGAGCUACGGCUGAUCGCGCAUGUAAUAAUUGAUUAUUGCCCGAACCGAAUUUCCAGUUGCAAAAUUUUGUUCAGGAUAUGUUAAUGAUUAGCAAAAUUGCUUGUAAAGUUAUCGAUGCACAGUGGAUUUUUCACAGAAAAAUCAAACUUCAAGCCUAGUGAAAUGGGUUUUGUAUGUAUUCAAUAAGAAAAGGAUUGAAAGAAAGUAAAAAAGUAGUGCUUCGACAAAAUUAACACACAAUACAUCUUCUAAAAUAAAAUGUGCAGUUCAGUGUUUGUUCGAUAAUCUGCAUUCGGCAAGCGUAUUUUAACGAAGCAUUAUUUAUUACAUGUUUUAUUAAACAAAUUAAAAAAAAAAAAUCAAUUAUAUCCAAUAAAAACGCAGUAAUAGAUAUAAAAGUAAUUCUUUUAUCAUUUACUUAUUGGAAAGUGAGUUUUUGAAAUGAUAAUGAAUUUUAAGUUUGGUUCAAUGAUUGUCGUUGUUGGAGUCAUUGAAAAUUCUUCAAGGAAAUGAAAAGGAAAAAAAGGUUAUGUUAAAAUUGAGACAAUGAUUGCAUCCUCAACAUGUAUCCAAUAUGAAAUGGGCAAUUCAAAUCGAAGGUGUGUUCCAUGUACUUAGGCGUCAAAAUACGAACUUUUGAAGGAUAAAGCAAAAUAGCAUUAAAAGUUUAUUUUUCUAUUCUUUUGUUCCGUGGAGCACGAAUUUCUUGAAAAUGGCACAGUUUUGGAAAAAAUUUACCUACUGGCUGUCGGAGAAAUAUUCAUUUCUAAAAAUAUUAUUGAUCUAUCAAAUCCUGUUGUGUCCAAUGAUAUUACGCGUAAUCUGCAUACUGUUCUCAAGACGGCACGUCGAAAAGAGGCGAAAAAAGGCCAUCACCGUGGGCUUUUUUCAUCCGCAAUGCAACGCCUGCAGUCCCCAAGAGAACGUCCUCUGGUCGGCCGUCAAGGCCAUCCAAGUGGAGUACGACAACGUGCAGAUCGUCGUCUACAGCAGCGACAAGAGCUCGACGCCGGAAAUGAUUCUGCGCAACGUCGAGGCAAAGUUCAACAUCAAGAUCCACCCGAACAUCCGCUUCGUCCGUCUGCAGCAAGGGCCUUGGAUCAAGAGCUUUGCCUAUCUUGGCUCGAUGCUGGUGGGCUGCGAGGCUCUCUAUCGGCUCAAGCCGCACAUCAUGAUCGACACCGUUGGCUACGGCUUUCCCAAUCCGAUCUUCAAGUACGUCGGCGGCUGCAGAGUCAUCGAUUACAUUCACAAUCCGAUGGUGACGAUCGACAAGCUGAAAACUAGGCAUGUCGUGGUCUACGGAAAUCAGUACGUCCUUGCCAGGAGAUCGGCAAGUGCUCUGGGCCUGAGCAAAGGCAUAGCCUACCUGUAUGGUCGAACUGGCAGAGCGGCCGAUGUCGUCCUGGUGAACUCGGCCUAUACCGAAGAAAACAUCAACGCGAUCUGGAAGUGCCCUCAGAUUACGCAACUCAUCUAUCCGCCGAUCGGUUUGGAGCUGCUGAUGGCGCGAGCCGACGCCUACUCGGAUAUCAAGAAGGAGUUUCGCAUACUGAACGCGAGCGAGUUCGUGCCCGAAAACAAUCACGAGGUCAUCAUCCAGGCCUACGGCAAAAUGUUGAGCAAGGCCAAGGACCACGUGUUGGCGACGACGCGCCUCAUCCUCGUCAAUCUGCAAACGAGCAGCGACGAGCUCGAUCACGCCUAUCUGCAGAGCUUGAGAGACCUGGUGAAAAAUCUGGAUCUCGAGGACUACGUGAAGCUGCAUCCCCAGAGCAUUCACCCGAGCCACCUCGAGGAGGAGCUGAUCAAGGCCACUUACGGCAUUUACGCGAGGCCCAACGACGAGUUUGGCUCGGACUUGCUGGCUGGACUGGCCACCGGUCAGAUCAUCGUAGCCCACGAGUCCGGAGCCAGCAGGCGCGAGCUCAUCGUGACCAAGGGCGACGAGCGCAACGGCUUCUUGGCCAAAAGCGUCGAGGAGUACGCCUUCGCGCUGGUCCGGGCUCUCGGUACCUCGCCGAUGGAAAAACGCCGGAUGCAAAAGGCGGCCCGGAGAACCGCCGAUCAGUUCACGCGAGCCAAUUUCCAAAAGGAAUUUCUCAAAAUUUUCGACUAUUUCUUUGAGUCGAAGCGUCUGUGAAUGAUUGCCUUUCUGUGCAGUGCAAAUUCAAAGACAAUUGUAAAUUUACUUAAUUUUAGCUUUAUGAAAAUAUGUGCGAUCUCGUUACGUUUAAUUCUAAGAUGAUAAAUGUAUUGAAAAAUUAAGUUUAUAUUACAACUUGUUUUUAUUUAGUGUCUUCCACGAGAAAAAAAUCGAUC
Molecule: messenger RNA, 2472 nt
Organism: Trichogramma pretiosum
Lineage: Eukaryota; Metazoa; Arthropoda; Insecta; Hymenoptera; Trichogrammatidae
Product: GDP-Man:Man(3)GlcNAc(2)-PP-Dol alpha-1,2-mannosyltransferase-like
Exons: 2
Coding region: 863-2293 (476 amino acids)
Biological process (GO): protein N-linked glycosylation
Cellular component (GO): membrane
Molecular function (GO): GDP-Man:Man(3)GlcNAc(2)-PP-Dol alpha-1,2-mannosyltransferase activity
Source: RefSeq, a predicted model, not a curated record